CCACUUUUUCAGUCGUUAGGAGCACAUGCAUUCAGUUAGACUCAAAAGGCCUAUUUACUCCAACGUCUUUUUCUGUGGUGCGGUAGCAAUCAGCGAUAAGAUACAUUUCUUAUAGAUACAAACACACACAACGCUUAUGCGUAGACACCUAUAAAUAGUGUAUGCUCAACGCAUUGGCUUAAAAGUAAAAAAUAUAAUAUCGAAUAUAAAUAAAAUACUGAUUAUGUGUGUGAAACUGGCUUUUUUAUACUUAGUUUUCUGUUAUGUAUUUAGAAAUAUCAAUUCAGUCAAAAUAUGCUGUAAUCCACAAUCAAUAUUAUAUAAAAUCUAUGGACCGAAUAACCUAACUACUUAUAAUUGUACUGACACCCUUGAAAGUCUAAAUGAAACCGACAGUGCAUACACUAUUGACCUGCUUGGUACUACAGAAACUCCACAAGGAUAUGGCUUAGUCGAAAUUAAUGACACAUUCGGUCUGACUAAUUUUCCACAAUGUGCGCACAUCGGAUACUCAAAUGUAUCCCUACUGACAGAAAUAUCAUUUACCGUAUUUGCAAACUCAUGCAUUCUUAUUCUAGACAGCAAAAGUCUGGUUAGUUUAACAUGCCAAGCGAAAAAAGAUGAUAUGUUGCAAAGUAUUGGCAUUAUAAAUAAAUGCUGUCCGCAUGGAUACUCCUUUGGCGCAGAUAUAAAAAAGUGCUAUUUACGAUACCCCGACUACAAUAAAUACUCUGCCAUUUUUGAUAAUCCAAUGAUUUUUGUUGACAAUUCGUUCAAGUGUCCCAAGAAUAAAGUUUUAGUUGAAUAUGUACUAACGGCGGAAGCUAUUGUGAUACAAAAUGAAAGAAUUUUACUUAAAGAACAUAAGAAAUCAUUUCAGAGAAGUGAAUUUUGUAUUGAAGUGUUAACUAAAAAUGAAAACUCUCAAUUCGAUAAAAAUAUUCAACAAUUUAUAGUUCGUACUUGUCAACAAUUAAAAAUUUGUGAUUCUGUACCGUGUGUUCGUAAGUGUUGUGUCGAUGGUGAAAUCUAUGCGAAAAGAAAUUUGACAACGGCUUGUACAAGAGAUGAAAAUAAUUUUCAAUAUCACAGUAUAUAUAGCAUGAAUACCAGUGGUGCUUUUGCCAAACCCUCAGUAUUUGGAGUCUUAACUGGACUAGAAUGCCCGAAGUUUCGUUUGGAUCCGGAGUCUUUUUCGGAUGAGUUCCAUGUUAUAAGUUCAACUACAGGAUCGUUACUUAUAACUAGCACAAAUAAAAUUUACUCAAACAGUCAAUAUUGUAUUGAAAGUAUUAGAAAUUCAUCAUUUGCAGAUCAGAAGCUGUAUACAUUCUUGUGUUUCGACUCCAAAGUUGUGAGCAAUGAUCGUAUACGCUUUAGAAUGUAUCCGGUUGGUCUUCUAAUAUCAUGCUGCUUUUAUGUAAUAACUCUGAUGGUGUAUUCAUCAAUCGAAAAGUUGCGAAAUCUUCCGGGAAAAAUUUUAAUUUGUUUAGUAAGCAGUCUUCUUUUCGCCUAUCUUGGAAUUGCAUUAGGACAAUUGUUGCCUACUUCAAACAAUGAUAUAUGUUUUAUGUCUGCAAAAAAUGUUAAGUUGCUUGGCUCGGUCGCUAGAAGCAGUGAAAGUAUUGCACGACAAAGUCAGUGCGCUGCAAGCGCUCAAACGAAAUGGUCCCAUUCUUAUAUGAAGCACAGCUAUGCGCUAUUUGUCCUACUCUCUCUCUCUAUCUGACUCUAUGGUCUCUCAAAUCACCGAAAUCAGCAGCGUACAAAAAUUCAAAUUUGUUCGCAACGAUCCCAACUCUUUCCUUUUGAAGGUUAUACCUAAAUUAUAAAAGCGUUUGUCACUCUCAUACAAACAAAAUGUAAGCGUUUCGAUGGAUAUUCGUGGGAAGG
Drosophila mojavensis is the source of this 1893-nucleotide messenger RNA. RefSeq lists its product as uncharacterized. The record is from RefSeq and is a predicted model, not a curated record. The coding region runs from base 224 to 1729 and encodes 501 amino acids. Gene Ontology annotation, molecular function: G protein-coupled receptor activity. Lineage: Eukaryota; Metazoa; Arthropoda; Insecta; Diptera; Drosophilidae. The transcript is spliced from 4 exons.